AUUUCUGAUAAUAGCAUGGUUGAAUCGUCAAAAAGAACAAUGAAGAAUUUUCUUCUUGCUAGUGCUUAAAAUAAACACGAUAACGGAAAGGGCAAGUCCGCGACCCGAGAGUUGGUGAGAAUUGAUAGAAGGGAAAACCUUUUAUCAGUUAAUAGACACAUCCCAGAGCCUCACCCCUGGGCUCUGCACAAAGCAAAAAAAUGACACGAUUCAACCAACAAAAGCAUUUCGUUCUGGUCCACGGGGCUUGCCAUGGGGCUUGGUCUUGGUACAAGCUCAAGCCAUUAUUAAAGGCCGCCGGCCACCAGGUCUCGGCGCUGGACCUGGCGGCUUCUGGCAUCGACAUGAAGUCAAUCCAACAUGUUCAUACGCUUUAUGAAUACACUCAUCCUCUGUUAGAGUUAUUGGCUUCGCUACCACCAAAUGAAAGGGUUAUCCUUGUUGGGCACAGCUUGGGAGGCCUGAAUUUGGCUCUUGCCAUGGAAAAAUUCCCUCAGAAGAUUUCUGUUGCUGUUUACUUAUCAGCUUUCAUGCCUGAUACCCUUCACCAGCCAUCAUACGUAUUGGAUCAGUACAACAAAAGGACCCCAAACGAAGCAUGGCUGGACACACAAUUUCUGCCCUACAGCACCUCUCUGCAGCAUAUGAGUUCAAUGUUUUUUGGCCCCAAGUUCAUAUCCUCCAAGCUUUAUCAACUAAGUCCCAUUGAGGAUCUUGAAUUGGCAAUGACAUUGGUAAGGCCUUCAUCACUGUUCCUGCACGAUCUUUCUCAGGCAAAAAAAUUCUCAAGUGAAGGAUAUGGAUCAGUUAGCAGAGUAUAUAUCAUAUGCGAAGAGGACAAAGCAAUUCCUGAAGAAUUUCAGCAGUGGAUGAUAGCAAAUAGUCCUGUUGAACAAGUGAUUAAGAUUGAAGGUUCAGAUCAUAUGACCAUGUUUUCUAAACCACAAGAAUUGUGUCAGUGUCUCUGCGAGAUAGCCCAAAAAUAUGCUUAAAUUUGUUAUUUUAACAUAUCAUCUAUUAUCAUUAUUAUAUGUAUAAUAAAAGAUCAGCAUCGUAUAUGAUCUUAUCAGGUGGGUAUGAUUGAAAGUUGUUUAAUUUCCAUUACAUAAACAUAUUUGUUAUGGUAGCAGAGUGUUUAUUAAUUAUUUCUUUUAAAUUAAUUGAUUUAAUUGCGUGUA
Molecule: messenger RNA, 1178 nt
Organism: Hevea brasiliensis (rubber tree)
Lineage: Eukaryota; Viridiplantae; Streptophyta; Magnoliopsida; Malpighiales; Euphorbiaceae
Product: salicylic acid-binding protein 2
Exons: 2
Coding region: 201-992 (263 amino acids)
Biological process (GO): salicylic acid metabolic process; jasmonic acid metabolic process
Molecular function (GO): methyl jasmonate esterase activity; methyl indole-3-acetate esterase activity; methyl salicylate esterase activity
Source: RefSeq, a predicted model, not a curated record